UCCAUGCUCCCAGAAGGCUCAGGCCUCCCGAAUACAAGAUACCAGCAAUAAUACAACUCAUAGAUAGCUAGCAAGCCCCUAUGUUCAGCCAGAACUAGAGCUAGCUACCCGUCGAUCGACCAUGUCGUUGUCCUCGAGCUCCAACGACACGCUGCCCUACUCGGCCAACGGCGGCAGCUACAGCACGCACGACACCUUCGCGCUCCUCGUCAUCGGCUUCAGCGUCACUGCCGUCUGCGUCCUCAUAAUCGCGCUCUGCGACUGCCUGUGCUGCCGCCGCCGCGGCGGCAGCAUCGUCUUCGUGAGGGGCCGACCGUUCUUCGUGCGUGGAGCCGGUGAUGGUGGCGGCGGGCUGAGCCCCUCCGCCGUGGCCGCGCUACCGUCGUUCCUCUAUCACAGAGGCGUGGCCGUCGGCGGCAGCAGCGACGUCGAAGGUCGUGGAGAAGGCGGCGGAAGCGGCCGCGGGUGGGCUCAGUGCGCGGUGUGCCUCAGUCUAGUGCAGGAAGGGGAGAUGGUGCGGCAGCUGCCGGCGUGCAUGCACCUGUUCCACGUUGGCUGCGUCGACACAUGGCUGCAAUCACACUCCACUUGCCCAUUGUGUAGGGCCACGGUGGAGGCACCUUCAAAAGACCAGGUGCCUCCGGUGUGACUGGUGAAAGAUUUGUGCAGAGUUUCUGUACGCACUGGAUAUUAGAGAGUAGGUUUAUGUCGUAUUUGUCAGCUGUAGGUAUUACAUGAUGACCGAAAGGGCUCAGCCCCAAACUAGUUUAAUUUACUUGUGUUGUGUCCUUUU
This is a messenger RNA of Lolium perenne, 793 nucleotides long. RefSeq names its product RING-H2 finger protein ATL1-like. The record is from RefSeq and is a predicted model, not a curated record. Lineage: Eukaryota; Viridiplantae; Streptophyta; Magnoliopsida; Poales; Poaceae.